AUGCUGAAUGCGUUGGCAAACCACGACUUUCUACCCGCCAAUGGCAGGGGCAUAUCGCUGGAUAUCACAACGCGUGCCUUGAGAGACGGCAUCAACGUCGAUCCCUACGUGUCCAAACUGCUCUUCGACCAUGCCAUCAAAACGAACCCUGACUCAAACGCCGACACGUUUGACCUCGACCACCUGAACCGCCACGGCAUCAUAGAGCACGAUGCCAGCCUUACUCGACCGGACAACAGCUCUGGGGAUCCGAGUGUAUUCGACCCCGAAGUGUUUGAGGAAACACUCCAGUACUGGCCCGACCCCAUCGUCUCCGUACGACAGGGCGCCGCCGCGCGACUCGGUCGGAUCCGCACCUCAGCCGGCACCAACGUCGACUUCGAGAUGAGGUUGGAAGACAACUUCCGUGGACUGGGUGAGGUGGCGGGGUUCUAUCUGACCCUGGGAGACCGGGUCGCCGGCACGGUCAACCGCACUUGGCUGACCUACUUUCUUGAAAAGGAGUAUCUGCCAGUCCCUUUCGGCUGGACGAGGCCGCGCGACCCUAUCACGCUCGAGGCACUACAGGCGGUCAUGGACAAGGUCUACGACGCGACGAAGGACAUCAUUGACGAGGAGCGCCGCCGAGGCGACCCUAGGCAUAGGAUGGACACCGAUGGGCAGCGUGUGCUUGGUGGUAUACACUGA
Messenger RNA from Colletotrichum destructivum, 687 nucleotides. RefSeq names its product Putative chloroperoxidase. The record is from RefSeq and is a predicted model, not a curated record. NCBI's taxonomy places the organism in Eukaryota, Fungi, Ascomycota, Sordariomycetes, Glomerellales, Glomerellaceae. Gene Ontology annotation, molecular function: peroxidase activity. Bases 1 to 687 code for a protein of 228 amino acids. The transcript has 3 exons.